Messenger RNA from Rhipicephalus sanguineus (brown dog tick), 2171 nucleotides. Its product is annotated as sodium- and chloride-dependent glycine transporter 1. Gene Ontology annotation, cellular component: membrane. The record is from RefSeq and is a predicted model, not a curated record. Gene Ontology annotation, biological process: sodium ion transmembrane transport. The transcript has 14 exons. Lineage: Eukaryota; Metazoa; Arthropoda; Arachnida; Ixodida; Ixodidae. Gene Ontology annotation, molecular function: glycine transmembrane transporter activity. The coding region runs from base 1 to 2025 and encodes 674 amino acids.
AUGGCUCUCUCGUCAUCGCAGAUGGGAGCCGACCGAGAGCGCUGGGCGAACAAGUUCGAGUUUGUGCUCACCUGUAUCGGCCUGUCCGUUGGCUUGGGCAACAUCUGGAGGUUUCCAUACAUCGUCUACGAGAAUGGUGGAGCUGCCUUCCUGAUCCCGUACGUCGCCAUUGUGGCUGCCAUCGGCCGGCCCAUGUACUACAUGGAGCUCGUGCUAGGACAGUUCUCCAGCAGGGGCCCCAUAUCCGCUUUCGACUCGAUGCCCAUCGCAAAAGCUGUGGGAUUUGCCAUGCCGUAUUCGUGUUUGGGUAUCGCCAUCUACUACAACGUCAUACUGGCGUACGCGCUGCUGUACGCUUACUACUCGUGCUUCGAGGUGUUGCCCUGGUCAUUCUGCGACCCGGCCUGGGCCGACAAGAACUGCUACGUGCGAGGCGCCAACGCGCGCUUACCGUGUAACCGAGUCGACCGGGAGCUCUUCGAAACGUUCGAGCACGCCAACUCGACCGCCAAGGACGCCGUGCCCGUCAGGCACGACGGCAAAGUGGUCAUGGUGGACAACAUUACCUACACGAUGGCCUUCGCAAACUGCACCAAUGCCACGGAGCCAGCCACACAGCAGUUCUUCUGGAAACACGUGGUGAACCUGAGCGACGGCAUCGAAAACCUGGGCGGCGUGCAACCCAAGUUGUUCGUCUGCUUGCUGAUCGCCUGGGUCUGCAUCUUCCUCUGCGUCUUCAAGGGAAUCAGGUCGUCAGGCAAGGUGGUGCUGGUGUCGGCGACUGUGCCUUUCUUCAUCCUGGGCGCGUUUCUCAUUCGCGGUGUGACGCUGCCCGGCGCCUCGAUGGGGCUCCAGUUCUACUUCAUUCCCGAUUGGUCCAAGAUGUUGCAUUUCGAGGUGUGGCAGAAGGCAGCGCAGCAGGUAUUCUUCUCGCUCAGCGUGAGCCAGGGCGUUAUCAUCUGCAUCGGCAGCUACAACGACUUCAGGAACACGCUCUACAAUGACGUAUACAUCAUUGCCGUGGCCGAUCUGCUGGUCAGCUUCUUGGCUGGCAUAGUGGUUUUCUCGGUGCUGGGAAACAUGGCUUACACGCUGGGAGAAGACGUCGCCAACGUCGCCUCCGGAGGCUUCGCACUGGCCUUCAUAACGUACCCGGAGGCGGUGACCCUGAUCUCCUACCCUCAUCUCUGGGCCAUCGCCUUCUUCGUCAUGCUCUUCUUCCUCGCCAUCGACUCGGAGUUCGGCUUGGUGGAGGGCUUCCUGACGCCCCUGAAGGAUGCCUACCCUGUGCUCCAACAACACCUGACGGCGCUCGGUUUCUUCGUCUGCGCGCUGGGAUUUGUUCUGGGAAUUCCGAUGACUACAAGAGGAGGCAUGUAUAUCCUGAACCUCCUGGACACGUAUAUCGGAGGCCAGCUGCUCUUUUUCAUCGCUGUGUUCGAGUCCAUUGCGGUGUCCCUGUCCUACGGCGUCGACCGGCUGUCACUUGACGUCGAGUUCAUGCUGAACUGCGUGCCAGGAUGGCCAGUCAAGUUCUGCUGGCAAUUUGUUUGUCCCAUAGUCCUAACCCUCAUCCUGUCGACACAGCUAUUCACGUACAAACCGCUGUCUUUCGGCGACUACGUGUACCCGCGCUGGGCUCAGGUGAUCGCCGUCUCGCUCGUGCUCGUUCCCGUUCUCAUCGGCGUCAUCAUGUCCAUCCAUCACCUGCUCAGCUGCAAACUGGACUUGACCAGCGCGCUUCAGCCGAGGCCGUCGUGGGGUCCCAAGGACCCCGAGACCCGUCGCGCCUAUAAGGUGUUCCUUGCAAAGCGUGGAGUCACAGACUUGCAGGCGGCGCAGACGCCAAACGUGACAACUACGCUGCCGCCGUCAGAGGGAGCGAAUGUGCUUGUGCCGAUGACCCCCAUGGAUAUGGUCCCACCCCCGCCGGUUGCAUGGAUGCCUCCGGACAUGCCGGGGCCCCCUCCACCACCGGGAGGCCCCGUUUACGCCCAACCCGAAGCCCCGUGGCCAGACGCCUAGCACAGACCGCGACAGCGCAGGGCUCGAACCUCCGCAGAAAAAAAAAUCAAAAAGAAAAAAAUCUGUGUGGUCACCUUGGAACAGUUCCUGUUAGGCUGCAGCUCUCAAGGCCUCUAAAACUGUAAAGUGGGCACAUAUUAAGGUGA